AUGGCUAGCAGUAGCAUAAACUCCUCAAUUUCACCUUUCAGAAAUCACUAUUAUGAUGUCUUUGUGAGCUUCAGAGGUGAAGACACUCGCAACAAUUUCACUGAUUUUCUUUUUGGCGCCCUCCAAACACAAGGCAUUCUCGCAUUUAGGGAUGACACUAAUCUUCCAAAAGGUGAAUCCAUUGCACCCGAGCUCCUUCAUGCAAUCCAACACUCUCACAUUUUUGUUGUUGUCUUCUCAACGAACUAUGCUUCUUCAACUUGGUGCUUACAAGAAUUGGAAAAGAUAUGCGAAUGCGUUCAGGUGUCUGGAAAACACGUUCUUCCUGUUUUCUAUGAUGUUGAUCCUUCUGAGGUCAGACAUCAAAAAGGAUUUUAUGCCGAAGCCUUUUCCAAACAUGAACACAGAUUCCAACAUGACUCUCUGAUGGUGUCAAGAUGGAGACAAGCUCUAACACAAGUGGCAAAUCUCUCUGGUUGGGAUCUACGUGAUAAGCCACAAUCUGCAGCAAUGAAAGAGAUUGCUCAAAAGGUAAUUAAUAUAUUGGAUUACAAAUCUUCAUGUGUUUCAAAAGAUUUAGUUGGUAUGGAUUCUCCUAUCCAAGAAUUAGAAAAGCUUUUACUUUUGGACUCGGUUCAUGAUGUUCGUGUCGUAGGAAUUUGUGGGAUGGGAGGAAUAGGGAAGACAACUCUUGCUGCUGUUUUAUAUGAUCGGAUCUCUCAACAAUUUGGUGCAUGUUGUUUUAUUGAUGAUAUAAGCAAAAUUUAUAGACUACAUGAUGAUAGUCCACUUGGUGCACAAAAGCAAAUUCUAGAUCAAACUCUCGGACAAGAGCACCAUCAGAUAUCCAAUCAUUACAACGCAACUAAUCUGAUACGACGCAGGCUAUGUCGCCAAAGGGCCCUUAUCAUUCUGGAUAAUGUUGAUCAUAUUGAACAACUAGAAAAAUUAGCUGUGCAUCGUGAAUGGUUAGGUGCCGGUAGUAGAAUCAUUAUCAUUUCUAGAGAUGAGCAUAUAUUGAUACAGUAUAGGGUGGAUGCAGUUUACAAAGUUCCUCUCUUGGAUUCUAUUAACUCUCUUCAAUUAUUGUGUCGAAAAGCUUUCAAACUUGAUCACAUUUUGAAUAGUCAUGAAGGGUUGGUUAAUGGUAUACUACAUUAUGCCAAUGGCCUUCCACUAGCAAUUAAAGUAUUGGGUUCAUUUUUGUAUGGUCGAGAUGUAUCUGAAUGGAGCAGUGCAUUGGCAAGAUUGAGAGAAAGUCCAGAAAAAAAUGUCAUGGAUGUGUUGCGAAUAAGUUUUGAUGACCUAAGGGAGACAGAAAAAGAAAUAUUUCUUCAUAUUGCUUGUUUUUUCAACAUGCAUACGGAGAAAUAUGUUAAAAGUGUGUUAAAUUGUUGUCAAUUUCAUGCCGAUAUUGGAUUAAGGGUUCUCAUUGAUAAAUCACUUGUAAGCACCAAACAUGGAAGGAUUGUAAUGCAUAAUUUGUUGCAAGAGCUAGGCAGAAAUAUUGUUAAAGAAAACACAAGUAAAGAGCCCAGAAAGUGGAGAAGGUUGUGGUUCGAGAAACAACUCAACGAUGUUAAGUUGGAAAAUAUGGAAAAAAAUGUUGAAGCCAUAGUUUUGGAUCAUGAUUAUGAAGAAUAUAGUGAGGUUGAUAAAGAUAUGGAUGCAGUGAUACUCAUGGAUGCAGUGAUAUUCGAAGACUUUUCCAAUCUUAGACUGCUCAUCCUUGAUUAUGUGAAUGUAUCAAGAAGUCUCAAUUGUCUUUCUAACGAAUUGAGAUAUAUUGAGUGGAGUCAUUAUCCUUUUAUGUAUUUGCCAUCAAGUUUUCAACCAAAUCAACUUGUUGAGUUGAUAUUGAAGUCUAGCAGCAUCAAACAACUCUGGGAAGGCAAGAAGUAUCUGCCUAAAUUGAGAAUUUUGAAUAUGAGCCACUCCAAAAAUCUAAUAAAGAUGCCAGAUUUUGGAGAGUUCCCAAAUCUCGAGCGGUUAAAUCUGAAAGGAUGUAUAAAACUUGUGCAGUUGGAUUCAUCUCUUGGGCUUCUAAGAAAGCUUGUUGACUUGGAUUUAGAAUAUUGCGGAAGUCUAGUAAGCAUACCCAACAACAUAUUUGGUCUCAGCUCUCUUAAAUAUCUAAAUAUGCAUGGAUGUUCUGGUUGUUGUUUCAAAGAGUUUAACAAUACAAGGCAUUUGGAUAUAAGUGAAACUGCUUCACAUUCCCAAUCAACGUCUUCCAUCCGCAAGUGGGCCAUAAACACUUCCUUGCUUCACACUCCCUCAAUAAAUACGCCUAUGUUUCCUUCCUUCCUUAGCAAAUAUUGUUUACGUGAACUUGAUAUUAGCUGUUGUGGUUUAAGCCAAGUCCCUGAGGCUAUUGGAUUUUUACGUUGCUUAGAAAUGUUAAAUGUCGGGGGGAACAAUUUUGUAACACUGCCUAGUCUUAGGGAGCUUUCCAAACUUGUAUAUUUGAACUUGGAGAAUUGCAAGUGUUUGGAAUCUUUGCCUGAGCUUCCUUUUCCUACUACUAUCAAGAAGGAUCUUCGAAAGAACAAAUAUAUGUGGAGAACAGGAUUGUUCAUUUUGAACUGUCCUAAAUUAGGCGAUAGGGAACGAUGGAGUAUAAUGACAUUUUCAUGGAUGACACAAUUCAUUCAAGUGAACAAAGAAUUCUUUGAUAUUGGUAUUGUCAUUCCAGGAAGUGAAAUACCAGCUUGGUUCAAAGAUCAGAGUGUUGGUAGUUCAAUACGUGUAUCUCCUUUUAUGCAGGACAAGGGCAAUAAUGUCGUUGGCUUUUUAUGUUGUACAGUAUUUUCUUUAGUACCUUAUCCACCAAAAGUGACAAGAUUUCCUGAAUGGAUAGAAUCGGUACAUAUGAAACUGCAUGCACCGUUAAGAACCACUACAUAUCUUCCAAUAAUUGCUAAUGAAGAUGUUGUUACUGUCAAAUCAAAUCACAUAUGGCUAAUCUAUUUUCCUUGGAAGUCAUCUUCUCGUGCUGUGUAUGAUCAUUUCCGUGUUGGAAUUGUUAGAAAUAGAAGCUUGGAUGUGGAGGUGAAGAAAUGCGGGUAUCGUUGGGUAUAUGAACAAGAUCUACAAGAGUUCAACUCAACAACAAUACAUCCUGAGAAGAUGUUAGCUCUGAAGCGCAAGUUUUGGGAAAUUGAAGAUGAGGCACAACCACAACCACAGCUACACUCGUUCAGAUCAUGA
Molecule: messenger RNA, 3210 nt
Organism: Lathyrus sativus (Indian pea)
Lineage: Eukaryota; Viridiplantae; Streptophyta; Magnoliopsida; Fabales; Fabaceae
Source: the annotation of a GenBank genome assembly